Messenger RNA from Propithecus coquereli (Coquerel's sifaka), 1601 nucleotides. It is a transcript of the gene TACR2, whose product is annotated as tachykinin receptor 2. Bases 472 to 1572 code for a protein of 366 amino acids. Gene Ontology annotation, molecular function: substance K receptor activity. Gene Ontology annotation, cellular component: plasma membrane; sperm midpiece. The transcript has 5 exons. Gene Ontology annotation, biological process: G protein-coupled receptor signaling pathway; positive regulation of flagellated sperm motility. The record is from RefSeq and is a predicted model, not a curated record. Lineage: Eukaryota; Metazoa; Chordata; Mammalia; Primates; Indriidae.
GACCUGUGGGAUCCCGCUGCACGAUCCUGUGAUCCAGAAUGUUCCCUGCGUUGCAUUAGGAGGGACCUGGGUUCAAGUCCUGACUUGUCACCGACUUACUGAGUGACCCGGGCUGGUCACGUCCCCUCUUGCAGUCUUCCAUCUCUUCAGGGAAGGGGUUGAACCAAUGAUUUAUAAGGAUGUUUCCUGCUCUGACGCUGUGAUUUGAGUUCUAGAUUUCCACGUGACAUUCGAGAAGUCUGGCUGGGAUGAGGAAUCUGAAAUGACAAUGGCUCUGGACUGGACUUUCUGCUCAGCCUAGCUCAUCUCCACUUGAGACUUAGUGUGGCCCAGCCCCCUGGACCACCUCGCUUUGCGUCUACUCCUCUCCCCGACCCCCACACGCACUCGCACCGGAGGGGCUUUCUCUUCCACAGCAAAGCCGGGAGAAGCCUUGGAUCCAGACCCCUUGUCCCAGACACAGAGGUAGCCAUGGGGGACUGUGCCAUUGUGACCGACACCAACAGCUCGUCUGGCCUUGAGAGCAACACCACGGGCAUCACGUCCUUCUCCAUGCCCGGCUGGCAGCUGGCACUGUGGGCCGCAGCCUACCUGGCCCUGGUGCUGGUAGCUGUGACGGGCAAUGCCACGGUCAUCUGGAUUAUCCUGGCCCAUCGGAGGAUGCGCACGGUCACCAACUACUUCAUCGUCAACCUGGCUCUGGCCGACCUCUGCAUGGCUGCCUUUAACGCUGCCUUCAACUUCGUCUACGCCAGCCACAACAUCUGGUACAUGGCCAUCGUCCACCCCUUCCGGCCACGGCUCUCAGCCUGCGGCACCAAAGCGGUUAUUGCUGGCAUCUGGCUGGUGGCCCUGGCCCUCGCCUUCCCCCAGUGCUUCUACUCCACCAUCACCAUGGACCAGGGAGCCACCAAGUGCGUGGUGGCCUGGCCCGAAGACAGCGGCGGCAAGACGCUCCUCCUGUACCACCUCGUGGUGAUCGCCCUCAUCUACUUCCUGCCCCUCGUGGUGAUGUUCGUCGCCUACAGCAUCAUCGGCCUCACGCUCUGGAGGCACGCAGUGCCCGGACACCAGGCGCACGGAGCCAACCUGCGCCACCUGCAGGCCAAGAAGAAGUUUGUGAAGACCAUGGUGCUGGUGGUGGUGACAUUCGCCGUCUGCUGGCUGCCCUACCACCUCUACUUCAUCCUGGGCAGCUUCCAAAAGGACAUCUACUGCCACAAGUUCAUCCAGCAGGUCUACCUGGCACUCUUCUGGCUGGCCAUGAGCUCCACCAUGUACAACCCCAUCAUCUACUGCUGCCUCAACGGCAGGUUCCGAUCUGGAUUCCGGCUUGCUUUCCGUUGCUGCCCCUGGGUCACGCCCACCGAGGAAGACAAGCUUGAGCUGACUCACACUCCGUCCCUCUCCAUGAGGGUCAACAGGUGUCACACUAAAGAGACUUUGUUCAUGGCCGGGGACGUGGCCCCCUCCGAGGCUACCAACGAGGAGGCUGGGGGUCCCCAAGAUGGGAUGCUGCUGUGGUCUGGAUAUGGUUGGUCUGUCCCCACCAAAACUUAUGUUGAAACUUGAUCCCCCCUGUGGCAGCACUGGGAGGUGGG